Molecule: messenger RNA, 15069 nt
Organism: Porites evermanni
Lineage: Eukaryota; Metazoa; Cnidaria; Anthozoa; Scleractinia; Poritidae
Source: the annotation of a GenBank genome assembly
AUGUCUGCUAAAGGAAGCACACAACUUGUAAAUAUUAUAGAACUCUUCAAGGACUAUACUCAUCCUUCCCGUAACUGCUAUGGAAAAAAAUUAGAGGGAGCUCCCAACUUAAAGUCCAUGAGUUCUUCAAUCUGUCUUGCUUUGUCUGAUACAGACAUGGGUAAAGGUAGCGUCAAAUCAAUACUAUGUCUUGCUCAGGAAAACAUUCUGAAACCGUGGAGUGAAACACUUGAUGAGUUUUUGGUGGUCAUUGAUGGCAUUAAGGAACAUCUUAAUGAAAUAGACCUUCUGUAUGCUCUAAGUGCUUUUGCAUUUGCAAAAGGUGAUGCAGCAGGUUUGGAGGAAGUGCAAAAAUUAGCGAUCGAGUACCAAUGUCUUCCCAAUGCUGGCAUUUUACUGAACAUCCUUGGGGUGAUGUUUAGUGAAAAUAGAAUGUAUGAGAAGAGUAAAGAAUGUUUUGAUGUAGCUGCGAGUUGGUUUUGUCGCCAAAAAGACAGUCUGAAGUGUGCAAUUGUUACUUUGAACCAAGCAGUUCUUAACAGAGCUUUGGGGGACUAUAAAAUGGCACAUGGUCUCUCUGUCACUGCAGCCACCUCGUGUCUUGAAAUUUCAACAGAAGAUGUUCACCUGCUACUUAAGUUGCUUACAAGAAUUGCUGGAAUGUUGAAAGAGUUUGGAAACCAGCAGAUGAUCCAUGCCCUGUGGAAUGUUGCACUCUCUGGCAUUAGUGGUGCCAAUGGUACAUCUGAUUUACCAAUCCUGUUGAUGAAAAUACAGCUUGGAAAGGUUCAUGUUGAAGAAGUACCAGAUUUACUCUCCCAUUUAUAUGUGUUGCUGGAUAAUCCUGUUUCAGGAGAUCUAAAUGCUGAGCUUUUGAAAGGAGUUAUGAUAACAGCAGAUAGCUAUCACAGUAUUGGGCACAAUCAAGUGGCCUGCAAUUUACUGAAGAAGUUGAGAAGUGCUUUCCUGUUGUGUCAUGGUCAAAAGAGUUCUCUUUAUGGGUCACUGCUUUGCCAAAUUGGUCGCUUCCUUAUUGCGUCUGGAAAGUUUGAUGAAGCUGCAGAUACACUCAAAAAUGCCAAAGAAAUUCUUAACUGGUAUUUUGGCGAAGGGCACCACAUGGUAGCAUUGUGCGCAAAUUUGUUGGGUCUCUGUUUCUUGCUGAAUGGUAACACCAAAGAGGCCUUAAAGCACCUGAAUGAAGCUCUGGCAAAGUUCAGGGAGCUAAAUCCUUAUCAUCUAGAAAUAGGAGGGAUUCUUCUAAAACUUGCCCUUUUGAGUAUUCAAGAGGGGAAUUUCCAGAAUGCCCAAGAUUCUAUUCAAGAGGCUUUGGAUCUCCUUAUCUCAGCAUGUAGCAAGCAGUCUCCUAGGACAGCCAUUGGACACUUCCAAUCGGCCAUGUUCUUCCUGAAAGAUGAGGUUCUCUGGAGUUUUGCAGAGGAGAAACUGUUAAAUGCUGUAAACAUUUUUGAAGAACUUGGACUGGAAACUCACCAUUCAGAUGUCUUGGUGUGCCGUAGUUUGCUUGGUGUCCUACAGAUCUUGUUGGGUAGAAGUGAGGAGGCAGAAAAGAACUUUGAGGAAGUUCAGCAGCAGUUAGUCUUCAAUGAUAAAUCCUGUCUGAAAUGUAAAUUUAUUCCUGCUCCUUCGUUCAGUUUACUUGUACCAGCAGUAACAGUCGGUCUAGACACUUCCUUUUAUCAAUAUGCGAAGGUUGUAUCUCUUGUGAAUCUGGUGCACAUGAAAACGGGCUGUGAAAAACUCGACUAUCUUCAUGCACUCAUCAGCUGUUUGGAGGAGAAUAAAAUGGAUGAGCUAGAAAUAUGGGAUUUUGGAGGCCAAGAUAUUUAUUACAUUUCCCGUAGACUGCCCGUAUCUGACAAACCUGUAGUCUUUGUAUUAUCCUCGGAUCCCAAGGCAGUGCAUUUAGAUUCUAGUGACACAAAGGACUCAAACUUGUUCUUAUCCUCUGUAAAUAGCACAUAUUUCGUCUUGUUUUUGAGAAUUCCACACAUUUUUCAAGGAGCUGUUAAGUUCUUAGACUCUGCCCUUUAUCAGGCAGUUGUGACAAUGUGUUUACAAUCAACUUUCCAAGCGGAUGUUUUUAUGCGAAACGAUUUCUAUAGAGAACUGGUAGUAUCAGCACAUGACAUUUUCUCUCUUUGUAAAGAGAUUGACUGUUUACCUCUUCAUGUUCAACUGGAAUUAUCAGAACUGCAAGAACAAAGUGACAACUUUGACUUGAAUUCUUGGCAGUCUUCAGUGAAAUUUAUCAAGCCGUCAUUGCAAAUGUCUUACCUGUCCUGUGAAUGUUGUAACCAACGUGAGGCUGAAGUUCUUUUUGACCAUUUGAUUCUUAAUAACUUUCAUGAAAAAUUGUGUUUGUCAGUAAAUGGGUUUAAGUGUGUAACUUCUAAUGUUUGGCCAGUGCAUAAUGUAGCGUGUUUUGUUUUUGAAAAUCCCAGGAAAUCCUUAAUGUCUCUUUUUGUGGAGAAUAAGACAGUUAUUGUAAAAUGUUGCUCAACGGAAUCAGAUGUCACUUGCUUUUUUUCAGUAGUACAAAAUGCUCUGCAAAACACACUACAGUCUUUAUCUGACAUCAUCACAGUAAACUUUGUACAGUCUUUAUGGUUGCCUUGCAAGGAUCUUGGCGCUAAUGGUGGUGUUGAAGAAUCUCCUGGGAGAAACUGCACUUUGGAUGGGACCAGUCAUAGACUCUGUUCUGGUUUCACGUCAGAAACUGAGAGUUCAAUGCCAAGUGCAUGCAGCAGAGAUGGAGAAUCAGAUGUCAUGGUAAAACCGACUGUUGGAGUGCUGCCGAACAAGGUAGAUGGUUCAUCUAACUGUUUUAAAACAUGUAAUUUCCUUUGUCAAACUGCUCCUAAGGCUGUAAUUUCAGUAAGCCUGUGAGCAGGUUUCGUAAGUGGAGUGAGGUGAUGCAAGCCGAACAUAGCCUAGAGGAGAAAAAAAGGCGGGGGAGCCUGUAGACUGAUUUAAUGCCGCCCAUUUGCAAAUAACAGGCAACACAUAUGGCAGCGGCAUGUCAAUAAGGAAUUAAGACCUGUCAAAUUAUUGUUUUGGCAUUUGAAUGCGUCAGCUUCAAUAACAUUUGCGCACACGUGGGUAUUUUUCACGGAAUGAGGAAUAUAUUCGUUCAAUAUUCAUUGCUUACUUGUCAACAGUCAGCAAUGUGACCAAUCAGAUCGUGAUACCAGAAUCUGGUAUCAUAGAUGGGCGGCAUCAAAACAAAGUCUAUUGGCUCCCCCGCCUUUUUUUCUCCCUAAGGCCACGCUUGGCUUGUUUUGUUUGCCAAUUUUCUCUUUCACCCCGCUCCACUUGGGAGCCUGUUUGAAGGCCAUUUCUGUAGUGAGAGUGUUAGAGUCGGACUAUCAGAGUCGUGAGAGUGCAUCAGUAAUAACCGGCAGCCAGCUUUUUUAGCCUGCUACCGAGUAAAAUAAGCUGGCUACCAUUAGUUUGAAAGUGAGUCAAACAUAACAAAUUUAGGAGGAUUUGGGGGGAUGAAUACUUUCCCUGAGAGACCAGCUUCUUAAAACCUUAUGAAGGCCCUGGUGCAUACAUGUAUGACCUCGUGAAAAUCGUAAAUCGGAGUCAUAAGGGGUAAGCAUGAUGGAAUAGGCGUCAUAAAUGGUUUCAUAAACUUGUCGGUUCAUAAGGAGUUUCAAGAAUAAGAACCACAGGGCAUGCGGGGCAUGCUAUUAUUUGUUUAUACUACUGCCCGCCAAAGAUUAGUAAUUUUCACAUGUAGGUAUUUCAAAUUCAGCUGAAAUACCAUUGCUCUAAGCCAAUCAAAUUGCAGAAAUUUCUCAUGUAGUCACAAACUCCAGUAUUCCAUUGUAAUAUAAGCAAUAGUGUGAUUGCUGGGAAGUAAACCAAUUAGGUCAAGUAUUACAAUUCCAACAACAUCUUUUUCACACGUUUGUUUUCUUUUUCCACAAAUAUAUACAGCAAAGUGGGUUGUCUUCUUUUCACUUUGACAAUGAUCAAAGGAUGAAGGAGGCGUUAAGGCCAAUACUGUAGCUUAUAAAUGUUAAUAAUGUCACUUUCUAAUAAUGCAACUAUUUAUUAUUUUGAACUGGAACAAGGAGGUUAGAAUGAUCUGACCGGUUUCUAUCCACGGCCUGCAUUGUGGUCUGACCAAGCUAUGAACCGGAUCAUCCCUUCUCUGGCUGGUACUCUAACAAAUGUGUUAACCAUGUAGAGGUUUAUCAUGAUUAUCUGGGUAUGUUGUGAUGGCUGGAGUGAUAUUUUGUUAAUGAAUGUUUUAAGACAGUACUCCAAAAAAUAUUCAGAACCAAGACAUGCUAAUGACUGACUAGUUUUUCUUAAUAGGUUGUGGAAGCCAGGCCUCUUCUUAGCCAUCCCUGUGAUAAGUUAGGAGCAGACAUAGAUGUUUGUUUGUGCCUUCUGGAGUGUCUUCUGAGACAAACCAGACCUGCAUCCCCUACAGAAGAAGAGCCGAUGGUAUCAUCUUCCUUUGGCAGUUGUUAUAGUGACUUUCAAGUCAAUCAGAACCAUUCAAUCUCAUCUUCACUCAACUCAUUACCGGGAAGUCCUUCAAUAUUCCCAGAAUCUGAUGAUCUUGUCACACCAAAGGAGCCAUUUUUUGGUAGUUUGUCACCUGAUAGAAGUCUGGCAGGAGGAGUUUCCAAUUUUUGUCCUGACCAAGGUGAUUCAGAAACCUCUACUUAUAGGCACUUGUCAAAUCAUGAGGAGGCAAAUGGAGGAGUCAGUCCUUCCACUAACACAAAGGAGACAGAGGAUCUAAAAGAUUUACAUGAAUUGCAGUCAUCCAGCUCUCGAUUUAUUGAUGUAAAUGAAAAAAACUUGAGUUCUACUGUAGGCCACAAAAAUGGAGCACAACAAAUUCAUGCAAGUGACACAGAGGCAUGUGUUGCAAAUGACAGCAAGCUUCUUACAAGCAGUCAGAAUGAGCAUUUGCAUGUAAACCAAAGUCAGAAGCAAGGCCCCUCGGUUGAACCUCUUGAAAGUAUUCCGAGAGCAUCAUGUGCUGCAGUUUCAGAGAAAAGUGUCUCGGAAGCUCUAACUAAUGAUUUUGAGAAUGGGAGGACAACUUUGCGGAACGAGUUCUUUGAUUUACAACAAGAGGUAAGGCAUCUUAAGGAUCAAUUAAAGAAAAGCGAAGAGGAGAAUCAGAAACUUCAAGUUGAACUGGGGAAAUAUCUGUUUCUUGAAGAAAAAGAAAAGCGCCGUGGAAAGCUCCUUGAUUGGGCAGCUUCAGUGCAAGAGCCAGGUCAGUGAGGUGUAACUGAAACUGCUGAACAGAAAUUAUUAGAACUGCUUCCUUAUUGAGAAUUUCAGAGUUGUGGAUAACAAUAAUUUUUAUUAAGGUCUUCUUUGAUUGAGGGGGAGAAGGGUGGUAUUAGAGGCAAUCAAAGAAGGGCAAAAGAAAAAGCAAAAAAGCAAGACUUCUGUAAUAAUUAUAGAGUAAGAGGUCCUUUAUUACUUUAGCAGUGACAAUAAAAUCCAACCUUUAAUUCCCUAGAGAGUCAGAAAUCAAAUUUAGAGGACAAUCCCAAAUUUCUUUGGUCAAAAUUAAUAAACUAUUACAGUGAAACUUAGUCAAGCUUUCGAAGGAGGAAUAAAAUUUGAACUUGAUGGUGUCAAUAUUUAGUUGAUUAUUGGUUUCAAUAUCCCGUUCUUCAGUUAAAGAAUUGAAAGACUUCAUUCAAAAAUUGCAUGUUGAUUGGAUUAGUUGACAUCACUCAUCAAAGCGGAACGAUCCUGCAUUCCAGUUCUAGAUCCUGAAUUCUCCUGAGAAUUUUACUAAAUCUUUGGACAAACUAUCAAGUUCUUUGUGAAAUUUUAGACUUCUGAAAAAAUAAGAAGAGCUGUCUGUGUAUGAUGGCGUUAUUUGUCUUUAAGUUUGGACUUUCACAGUGUUUUCAGUUGAGAUAUUCCAGAUUGUUUUGAAUUUUCAAUUCUUCAACUAAGGCAGGUAGAGAGUGUUAAGGUGUAUUGUAAUCACUGGAGAUAUAGCUUGCAGGGCUGUGCCCUUCGUGUAGCAGUGCCCAGUGGCCCUUGGUGCCUUUCAUUAAUUUUGCUCUUGGUUGUCUUGGAAGUCUUAGGGCACUUACCAUGAGUCAGAACUGGCUGGCCAAUCCAGUCUAGUCAUAAAGAGAAUUUCACUAUUAAUCAGGACGGUCCAGCCAGGUUUGUCUAUUCCUAAAAAGUCUACAUGACAGGUAAGAGUGAAUGAACUGACUCCAGAAAAGCCUAUUAAUUUUAAUUUUCAAAAUGGUUGAUCUGGCUGAUCGGUUCUGACAUUUGGUAAGCCCCCUUAGUUAUUUUACAAAAAUCACACACUGGGCACCCUAGAUUUCACAGGUUCAGAGUACUGGGCUACCCUUUAUUUUUUUCUUCGACUGAGGGACACUGCUAGUAAAAGAAUGUGUGUGCGUUAAGCUAGAAGAGUGUAGCUUUGAGCAAUUUAGUCAACUGUAGUUAUUGACCAAGGUUUUUCACUAUUUUUUUUGACCAGUGUCUUCACCUUUUUUUCUUUAAGGGUCAGAAAUUCAUUCUGGGCAGGGCUUGUCAGCAAGAGAAGAUAGAUUAUCAACCCAUGUAAGGAAUUCAUCUGAGCGCACAUCUGCACAAGAUUGCAGUUUAAGUCCACAACCAAACAGAUGUGAAAGGAAGCAGCAUAACAUUGCAAAUGGAGCUUUGUUACCUACACAUAUUGCAGUAGAUUCUGUGCACUUGCAGGGUGUUGAAGAAAACGUUAAAUCAUUAACAACAGAGGAGUUCGAAAUUGAACAGAAUCAAAAUUCAUCACGUGCAUUCAUUGAAAGUUCAACGGAAACCAGCAGUGACACCGCUGUCUCAAGUGCGAAUGAAAAAAGCAGUGGAUCAUCCAUGAAAAGUGCUCUCAGCACUGAAGAAUUUCCCCAGUUCCCCACCCUUACCUCUGAUGGUUAUUUGUCAGAUUCUAGUGAAAGUUCGUUACUGUCAUCUAGUUUUGAGCAGGCUGCAAUGGUGGCUGAUUCUAGUUGCAACUUGCAGUGUUCAAGUGAUACAGCUGAUGGCUCACCAAUUUUGACAUCACUCACUAGUGAGGCUUUAAGAAAUGAAGAAAUCCCUCUUGACCCUAACACGAUUUGUUCUGAAGAGAAGAUUGAAGGCAGAUCUCCAAAAUUUGGUAAUGCAGAUGUGGAGUGUGAUGGCUCUCCAAUAUUUGCAUCAGUUCAAUCUUAUUCAAUGUUUGAGAACAGUGGCUGGAACACGGCUAGCCCUGAACGAGAGCUUUUAGAUAAAACAACGGAGAGGUCUGAACGUGAAGAAAUCGAAGAAGGAAAAGAACUUAUUGAUUCUUGCGAUAGAGCAAGAAAAACAGUACUGUGUGCCUCAAGUGGACAUGCAGGAACAGAUUCUUCAGGCAAUUUUGCUAGUGGGGUUGUUACAACUCAAAGCAUUGCAAAUACGGGAAACUUUUUUUUAACACAGAAAGGUGCUUCAUCAGCUGCAGAAAGACAACUUAGGAUAUCACCAUCAGAUGCAAAAGAUUGGGAGCGUCUAGGUGCUAGACCGAAGCUUGCUCAACGUCCACAUAUUGAACCAGAGCCAACAGAGCCUGUUGUUUAUAUAACUGAUGGCUUAGCUGGUGAUUUCUUAGCAAGACACACCCAAGACAAGGCCCUUCAUGACAGUAUCUGUCAGACUGAUGUUGUGCCAUUCUUUAAGGACAUUCCAUCACAGGGGACUUCCUAUAUCGAUGGUAAUAUGUCUCAAUCUAACAGAUUCCAGGCCACAUCUGGGACAUUGCCAUAUGAUGGAAUUGGAAGUCCACUUGUAAGUAGGUCUAAUGGGCUCUUGGGUGGCUUCUCAAAUGCGGAACCUUUCAGUGACAACUCAGGACCUUGGCCCAGCCAUUUGGGAAAUGGUUCUUUCUCAUUUUAUAGUAACUAUUUAUCAAAAAAUACUUCAACUGCUGCAGACAACUUUUCUCUUCAAAGUGAUUUUGUACAUAGUAGUCAUAGAUUUGCAGGAGUUGACCAUUUUGACGGACAGACUUAUUUCCCGUCAGCACAGCAAACGCCAUAUCCUCCAAUGGCAAGUGACUCUGUUCUAAAUAGUCAUGCAGGAAUGACUGGUUCGUGUUUUGCUGACCCUUCACGGACAGGUGCAGCACUAACUCUACCUGGGGAUCAUGUACAUAAUGCACCAAGAUUUAAUAGCUUUUCAAGUGAGCAGCUUACGGACCCUGCUCAUGAUGCAAAUAGGUUUGCUGGUAAUGACAACGCUUCAGCUUUUAUUCCUAAUCAGGGCACAGAUGAGCCAGCUCAGAAAACAAAUUUAGCGCUUGGAAAUUCAAGGACAACAACUGGAAACAUUGAUGAUGAUGCAAAUUCAGCUGCACGGUAUCAGCUUGGAAAUUCCACUUCCGAUAGUGGUUUGGCAGCCAGAUCUACUCAUGAUACAUCUGUUUUAGAACCACGUCUGGGUGACACAGACAACAGUAGAGUUUCUGUGUUAAACAACACAGACUUUGGUACUGAUUCAAUAGAGGCCUCGGACAACUCGUUACUUGCUCUUGAACGGCGUGUUGCAGAAGCUUGUGCCCUUGUUGAACGCGUUCUUCGGGAGAGAGAGGAACGAGAACAGUUUGGAAGGGAGAUAGAAAGGAAAGAACAGUUAAUAAGAGAACAAAGAGCUCGAGAAAGACGGGAGAGAGAAGAAAGAGAGUUACGGGAAGCCGAAAACUGGCCACAACAACAAGAGGCCAUCAACGCACGAUCACAGUGGUUAUGUGAACAUUAUCAGCGGCACUGCAGAGUACGAUUCCCUUGUUGCACACAAUUCUAUCCAUGUCAUCGCUGUCACAACAUCUCAAAAGCUUGUGACAAUGAAGAGGCUAAAGCUUGUCAUGCCACUCAUCUGAAAUGCUCUCACUGUCAGCAUGAACAAGAGGUAAUUUUUAUUUCAUUUUACACUUAAAUAAAUUAUUAAAUAAUGAAGACUCGAUUACCAGUGAGCCGCUGUUAAGGAAAUGUCUUUCUGGAGACCAAAGUUCCAUUUUGAAUCAGAAUGGUCAGAAUUGUACCCUGGGUGCCAGAGGCUUUUCAUACGCGGUUCCCGGUUUCGGUCAAGUCUUAAAAAGUGACCCGCGUGAGAAAAAACCAAAACGAAGCUCCCCCUCGCACGCGAGAAAAAACCUGUGGUACCCAGGGUAUCAGAAUUGUGGUCUGUGAUAUAAAAUUCAAUUGAAUGACAUUCUCCAGAACUUGUUUUUUUUUUGUCUUUCUUUUAAUUGUUUGUCUCCAUUGAGAAAUUUUGUAAAGAUAGUUCGACUCAAAGGUUAGGGUCACAGUGAUUUUGUUACAAAUAGUUAUCGUGACUCCUGGAACUCAUCUUGUGAAAAAAUAUGAGUCCCUGUCCAUAACCAAUGAGUCCCAGUUCAAAAAAAGAAUUAGUGCUAAAUUGAAAAUGCUUGGGCCUUUAUAUAACCAGACAGUUAUAUCAAGAGACAGACGCCAAAACUCUCUAUUACAGUUUACAGAAAUUAAAAUAUAGUCCUUCUAUUUAUUUAAAGCACAAAAAAGACUAAAAUAAUUAUCUUAUCUCAUCUUUAAACUACAGCCACAGAAAUACACGAACAGGAUAUUCUAUCAAAAAAAUCUUCAAUUUGAUCGAUUAAUCUUUGCGUCGUACACAAUGCUAUGAAUUACUUUGCAUCUUUGGGGAUUUUUCUGCGUCAGGGAUGCAGGACGUAGAAAAAUCACUGGGGUCAGAUUAUGCAAGGUUAGGAAACACCGAGCAUUGAAAUUACCGAGCAGGAGAUGAAAAAUCGUGUUGUUUUUUUUUAAUUUUUUUUUUUCAUUCCUUGUCUACAGGUAACAUUGUUAGAUACAAGAGAAAAUGAGCUAGAUCAUUCUCUCUUGGUAGAUAAGAAAGCUGACGGAAUUGUUGUCGCCAAAAGCCUUUUAUUUUCAAGAAAAAUAAUAAUAUGAUCGGUUUCUGUGGUGGAGGUCUCAAAAUGGCCUAUUUUCAACCUCAAACUCACUAAGAUUAAGUCUUCUGGCGUUCGCGAAAAAAAGCCGCGCGAUAGAUUUGGACACUUUCCAUCACGAGAAAAACCCUUUUUCUUUCACCGGAAAAGAAUUUUGGGCUUUUUCGAGACACCUCGGGCGGACAUAUUUUAAGAUCAAAUAAAGAACAGGUUUUCAAGAAAACAAAAAUUUUAUUUUAAUAGAUCUUACCCGCUGCAUUGUUUAUCUUGUGAUACCAGUUCAAAUUUUCCCAAUUCUUGUUUAAUGACACAUUUAGACCUGACAUUAAUCUAAAUCAUACUUAAGAACCUUUGGCCCAGCGAAACCGUGGGAGUAAUAAUGAUUAAAAAUUUAUAACCCGCCUUUUCCAUGUAAAUAUGAUUAAAAGCGCGUCACAACUAAUGCGAAAAGUCUAAAUUUCCUCGUUUCGAAAUGUUGCAGAGCGAAGUAUAUUAUUUUUUCCUCACUCUUAUUGUGAAUUGCCAGUAUUAAGUCUUUUUUCUCGGAAAAAAAGUGAGUACCAGAACUCUAGCGCGAUCGGCGAUCGAUGUUUUUUCAUCAAAGCACUGUCGCAUCGAAAUCAAGAAUUGCAUUGCAUUACUACCGUGACAACGUGACUGACAUUUUGACCGGAAAAAACACAUUUUUGUCACUUUUCCUAGCCCUUGUUUUACUUCAUUGCUUAAAUGAUGAAGCGGAAUGUGUAUAAAAAUAUGUAAAUUAUAGACCACUUCGAGACUGCGGUGACGGCUUUCUGAGGUUAAAUAUUAGUGGACGGGUAUUCUGUAAUCUAGCCCAAAUGUUCGAUAUUUUACGGACUUCCGAGGCAAACGAACUUAACAAAAUGGCGACGGAAGACGAAGAUCUCUCAGCUUCUGUUAUAGUUUUGUAGAUUAUUUUCUGGAAUGGUCUUGUUUUUCGACGAGUAUUGCAUCGAACUACGAGGCUGAACAUUGAAAUAGCUGUACUUUAAAGUGUGCGAUGUUGUCGACGAAAGGGGAUGGUUUUAAUAGCUGGUUAGGUAACUCGACGUAGAAAUUGUCAUUUUACAAAGUAACAUGUAGAAAUUGUGCCAUUUUGUAUCGACUUAGGUUUUAGUCGUUCUUUCGGAGUUUUCUCUCUAUUUGUUCUGCUUUCCUGUCUUCAAAAUAAAGCUUGUGUCACAUUGGUUCGAUAUGUGAUAUUGGCUUUGAUGUAUGUUUCUGUUUGGAGUGAUUAAUGAUAUGGAAAUAAGUGACCCCGUAUCUGUCGUUUAGCAUAGAGUUAAUAUGUGGUUGAAAACUUGAGACAUUUUUUUUUGGUACCGAAUGCGAGUUAGCUUCAAGGAAAAUAUGUCCCAAACAGCCUUGGUCCGUUUUGACAUGGUACUUUUAAGAUCAAUGCCAUAAAAUAAAUUUCUGUGUUCUUAGUUAUUUUAGCGUCAUUUUCCUUCCCAGAAAUUCUGGAAAUUUGCCAGUUAAAGGGUUCAGCAUUUCAGAGUCGCUAAAAUUAUGCCAGUCUGGCUUUUGUUUUAUCUCACUCUGAUUAGAAAAUCAACUUUGCAAUGGGAAAACCUACAAGAAGUAUAAACUAUAACGGACAUUUAGGGUUCAGAUAUCUGCGUUUGUACGUUUCGAAAUUGGACGUUUUUACUCCCUGAAAUGUCCUAAACUUCAGAGCCAUCUUCCAGAGAUUUCAUUCAACAGCUCCGGCCAAUUUCCAGGUAUUUUAAUUCUAGAAAAUAACAGGCUUUUGGCGGGAACAACUUACAUUAGGUUUUUUAUCUAGAUCUAUGAUCAAAAGUUGAAAGAAAUCAAUUUGUCAACUCUUUCACGAAAUCAAGAUUUUUCUCGAUUUUUUUUCUAACCGUGGCUUUUUGUGGCGCAGGAAACAAUUGAGUAAAUGAAAUAAAAACAGCAACCAAAAAAAAAAAAACAAGGAAAAAAGAAACAUUGGAAAAUGCCGGUUUUGCGGAGGGACCGAACUUGUCCUGAUAGGAAAAGGCAGAUACGUGAAGGGCCGAGUCACGUUACCCACUAGACCGCUCAGGCAUCUCGUACAACUUCUCUGUUUAUUUAAGUACUGGCUGAGACGAGGCUCCUCGGGGGGUAAAAAUGGCGAAUUCCGGGAGCAAGAAAUGGAAGCCGAAAUAAAGGCCGCCGCCCAUUUCUCCCCUCAAUCUCCCACUCAGUUCGCUCCUUUCUUCGUGGUGGCCCCCGCUCUUUGUCCUUUUUCCUCAAUAAAGAGCCUGGUCCCAGUGCCGACCAGUGUUCCCAUUAUAUGACCCGCGAUUCAGGUGUAUGAUCACUAAUCACUGGCAACAUGACGUGACACGAAAAUGGCUUCCCUUAGAAAAACUAAACAAAAUCAAUUAAAUUAACUGGAAAAACCGUGGACGAAAAUCCUGCUGGUUAUAAACGUUGGAUCUCUAGGAAAAAACAAAACAAAAGCAAGAUUUUGCCCAAUGGAAUUUUCAGUUUUAACGGACAAAAUAUUAGGUGGAGAUGGAGAAUUUUUUUGUGUUAUAAUAUUGCUUCAUUUUUAGGGUUUUACGUGUGUCGUUUCAUCUCUCUGAUGAUACAGAUAAUAUUAAGCUGGCUUUAUAAUAGAUAUUUUUUUCGAGACAGUCGUAAUUUCUAUAUAAAAUCGCAAAUUUAAAGUUACUAAUAAAUUAAGUACUCGAGAUUCGGAGAACUCGGCGUUCGGUCUGUUCUAAAAUAUAAUUAUUCCUUGAAAAAAUUUGCGAUACAUUGUAUAUUUCUCUUGAACUUUUAAUGAUUUCUGUUCAUAAAAUCGUUGGAAAAUGCCGAGGAACAUAUUUUCAAAGGUUAUAGUAAAACAAAAUGUACAGUCAGUAUUUAUAAAGUACCGAAAACAUUGAAAACGUUUGGAACAAGUUGUAAAUAAAAACACCCUUAUUCUCGCAAGACUUUGUAUUUUUCUUUUGCUUAGGAUAAUCCUUUUAAAUUCGUGAAUUUCUGCGUUUUCGUAAAUGGAAAAUGCGUGCGGCGGAAGUAAAUUUGAUUGGUGGUUCGGCAAAUGUAAAUAAAUCAAAACUAAAAGUGGCGGACGUUUCAUGAACAUUUGUAAAAGGGGUUAUUGACCAUUUUCAAAAAUGUUCCACAAAAUCCUGUUGGACUUUUGGGGCGUUUCAGCGGAAAAUUUCCGUGAGCAACGGAACAUCCGAAAAAAAAUAUUCUUGAUUUUCGGACAGGAUGUUCCAAAGGAAAAUUUGUGUUUUUUUUUUCUUCAAAGUCAUCUUUGAAAUCAGUUUGAAGGUCUAUUCCGGGAAAUAAUUUACCAUUCCUGAAUUUUGCUUACCAUUUACCCUAACCGUGAACCGACCGGUUUGCCCAUAUAAAUGGUAAACAGCCAGGAUGUCUUGUUGAUCCGCCUUUCCGCCGGAAGGUUAUUUUCCUCAGUAGUGAAAUGAAUAUAGAGCCUGAUCACAAGACAAGGUGCCGUAACUGAUAGUUAUACGGUCAACUUCUGUUGUUACAGGAAUUUCUAAGGAAGAGAGCGAAAUCAGUUGUUCUUGAUUGGUCUUUGCCGGGUUUCAAUUAAAUGCAUUAGCCAGGCCGGAAAGAAGGAAACCCGAGAGGCGACAAGGCCGAGUGCUCAGCGCCUCAGUUUUGUAGUCCAAGGUUGUGCGCUCGAGUCCCCUGCUCGUUCGUUCCGAGUUUGCCUUGUGAAUGAGAUUAAGAUCGUAUUCAACUUUAUAUUUGUGUGUUGGGGGGAGGGGUGGGUAAGGAGAGUGGUCUGCUUUUGGAUCUUACUCCCAUGUUUAUAAACAUGCUAUUUGCCACCUCAAAAGCCUCUGGGAGACCAGGUAUCGUAAAUGGUUUGGUUGCCCCUUGCACUUGGGACUAAAUCCUCGAUUAAACUACUUUGUGAUUGUUGUCACAGAUUGGUGAAGAUAGUGCAAAGUGUCGUAAGUGUGGAGGGAAAAUGUCUGCUUAUUUCUGUGCCAUCUGUAAACAUUUUACCAGUGUGGACAAGAAUCCGUACCAUUGUGAAAAAUGUGGAAUAUGCCGGUAGGUCUACAUCCUUCUAGCAAAAUAACGAUUACCCUAAAUGGUCUAAUGUGUACUGGGAUAAACGUCAUAUUAGACGUCCCUCUUUACGCCCCCUGUCCAAUAGACGCCCUGCAUAAAAAUUGCUCCAAAAUACUAGGAAAUAGCGAAAUAGAGCAAAAUCAUUUAAUUUAUUCAGGCUGCAUCUUGUUCAAUGCCAAGGAUCCUGGCAUCGAGGUUGGAAUGUAAAAACUAUAUACAGUAAAAAAACAAAAGCCACCUUUUGUUUCAAGAACCAAUGCGCUUCUGGUUGGCACGUUAAUAUCAAUAAUAACCUUAGUGUGUUGCAAAAGGACAAUGGCACGAUGACGUCAUUUUACUACAACUACCAGAAUCCCCGAGUUUGUUGUUUCCUUGCGCAAAUUAAGGCUAUUGUUCCUUAAUCCUCAGCGGGAUUGACAAAUUUAAAUAACAAAGCAAAACCGAAAUGAAUUCUGGUAUUUGUAGUCAAAAAUUGUCCUAUUGUAUCAACACUUAACUUUUUGUCUUCCAGAAUUCACCAGGACAAGUCAUUCCACUGCGAGGUUUGUAAUGUGUGUUUAGACAAACGACUCGAGGGAAAUCACAAAUGUCGCCCAGAUUCAGGUCAUGAUGAAUGCUGUAUUUGCCUGGAGGUGAGUUUUAAUCUGCUGCGCUUGUUUCAAAUAGCAAUCAUAAGCUCCUCAUAAAUUUUUUAAGGAGUGUUUUUUUAAGUACAAGUUUAAUCCGAAAGAGUGUAGACGUCGAAACAGGAUGGUCGUAGAUGCGGUUUCAGUGACUUUUUUUCUUUUGAGUGAGUUGCUUUUGAGGGGUAGGAGGCUGGUUCAUAUCUCUAACGCUAGAGUACAUGUUCGGUAUAUGUUCUGUAAGGCUGCGGUUGCAGUAAAUUGCAAUGCUGAAACAACUGUCUUUUCCAUUAAUUGUAGGAUGCAUUCAGUGGUUGCCAGAUAUUACCAUGUUCACACAAGGUUCACAGAGAAUGUGCAAUUGCUAUGAUACAAAACGGCAUGUAA